AUGGAGGUUCAGGACUACCAUGUUAUCCUACUUCACGUUCCGGGUGGAGAGCAGAACUUCGUUUAUGACCACACUGCGUUGCCAUUUCCGUGUCCUUUUGAGAUGUACAGCGCGGAGGCCUUUAGGCCGGAUGACAGCCUUCAUCCAGAAUUUCACAGGAAGAUCAGAAUGAUUCGAGCAGAUUUGUACUUGAAGACAUUUGCUUCAGACAGAUCUCAUAUGAAGGAUGCAAAUGGGAAAUGGCAGAAACCUCCUCCUUCAUACCCUUGCAUUGAAACUGCUGGUAAGAUGACAGAGUUCAUAGAAUCAUAGAAUCACCAAGGUUGGAAAAGACCUAAAAGAUCAUCCAGUCCAACC
Centrocercus urophasianus (Greater sage-grouse) is the source of this 357-nucleotide messenger RNA. RefSeq names its product N-terminal glutamine amidase 1 (gene NTAQ1). Gene Ontology annotation, molecular function: protein-N-terminal asparagine amidohydrolase activity; protein-N-terminal glutamine amidohydrolase activity. The record is from RefSeq and is a predicted model, not a curated record. Lineage: Eukaryota; Metazoa; Chordata; Aves; Galliformes; Phasianidae. Gene Ontology annotation, cellular component: cytosol; nucleus.